AUGGGAUACACGGUCACUGAUAUGUGCUUCGCCUCGGAUAGGGGCUUCCGCGUCUCGAUCCGCGCCGCGGAGCUGUCAAAUCGUCUCGCCGGCCGGCGCGUAGAGGAGAGAUCGCUACCCGCCCAGAUCCCAGAAUUCCUCGUCUCUUCCCCUCGGCCGACAUACAAACACGACAAACACAUAGAUGGUGCUGCUGCCGAGUGGGGGUUUGGUUGGCGGAAGACGUGUACG
Messenger RNA from Mesorhabditis spiculigera, 231 nucleotides. The record is from the annotation of a GenBank genome assembly. NCBI's taxonomy places the organism in Eukaryota, Metazoa, Nematoda, Chromadorea, Rhabditida, Rhabditidae.